GAUAUGAUGAUUACAAUUCUUGUUGUCAUCCUUGUAUGGACUAUUGAGAAAAGUUUCAUACUCAAAGCCUGUUUGUUCUCUUUCCUCGUUCUGCAGGAAUCUGGAAUGGCUUAUACUUCUGGUGCUUUGGAUUUUCUUUCUAACUACACUAGUAAGGAUAUUAGAGUUGCUCAGAAUGUCCCAAUCGAAAAUAUCGAGACCAUACUUGGGGAAAAAUCUUCGGACUAUGACCUAAUGGUGGGAGUAAGGAUCCUUGAAGUUGUACUUCUGGAAACAGAUAAUAAUUCAGGUGAUUCAGCUUCAGACGAUAGUCUAGAGAAAUUGGAACAAGGUUCAAAUCUAUCUGACUUUUCCCUAAAAUAUGGGGCAUUGUGUGAGAUUGAUUACACCGCUGAUUGUGAUUCUUUGAAAGGUUCUUCCAAGAGUAAGAUAUUGGUCGAGAGUACAGAUGUUCCUGACGAGGUUGACGUCCGAUUUUCCCAUAAUUCUUUCAACUUGGAUGAGAACCCCGAAGUAGAAGGUGCUGAAGCAAUAACAUCACUUAAUUUGAACGAAAGUAACAAUUCCAGCUCAAACUUACACCAAAAUAUCAAUUGUGUUACCAAUGAUGCUUUUAUUCAUGGGCUUGAAUUGUCUGCUGAUGAAAUUGUGAAUUCACAGUUCCGGGACUUUGGAGUUAGUAAGAGAAAUUCUUCAACUAGCUUACAUUCUGAUAUUUCCUGGAAUGGGUUAAGCACACCCACCAAACUUUCUUUGAGAAGAGUAACUUCUCCUGAUUCUCCAGCCAGUUUUGAGGUUGGUUUCAACCAUUUUCAUGACCAAGGCUUUCUAUUAGGGGUACACCAAGCCACCUCUCCACUUGAACUUGAUACCAUUAUCCAAAAUAUGCCAAAUCCGGAUCCCAGAAUGGUCUGGAAGACAUACCCAGAAGCAAGCACAGAAGCGGGGGUUGGGGGACUCACGCCUGUAAAUGCUAACAACGAUAGUAUGCAAUUUGGUAUUUUGUUGGUAGUAAUUUUCCAGUUGAUAGUUCUCGCAGUGGAUUGUGUGACUACAAGAACCUCACCUACUUGGUUUGGAAACUUCAGCAUGUGGUCAGUAUUUGGUAUUGUCUUAGGAAUUUGACCCAGACAAUAAUUUGACUCAUAGUAUUACAAAGAGUUUACAGAAACCA
Molecule: messenger RNA, 1174 nt
Organism: Suhomyces tanzawaensis NRRL Y-17324
Lineage: Eukaryota; Fungi; Ascomycota; Pichiomycetes; Serinales; Debaryomycetaceae
Exons: 1
Coding region: 106-1125 (339 amino acids)
Source: RefSeq, a predicted model, not a curated record